AAAGAGUAGUUCUUAUACUUUUUGACACAUAUCAUUUCAGAUUACAUAAAAUGAUCGAGUGACACUAAAAUAGUAAAAUCACCAAUAAAGGGUAGUUUUAUUUUUGUCUCAAAUAAGUACAUAGUAAGUCUCAUUUUUGUUCAAUCAUCAAAUGUCAAAGCUUGAGUCUUAUUUUUGACGUAAUUAUUAUAGGUAAUGCCGAAUUACCUUAUUAUCAAAUGUCAAAGUUUGGAUCUGAUUCUCAAAACUGAUUCUACUCUUUCAUGGAGCAGAAGCAGAAGCUGUAGUGUUUGAGUGAAAUUCCAGAAGCUGGUGCUCUAAUUUACUCUCAUAAUCAGUUCUUUUAGAAGCUGGGUGUACCAGCUUCUGCUGGGGUACCAGCUUCUGCUGGGGUACCAGCUUCUGCUGGGUAUACUGAUGAACAGAGUAAAUCGCCAUGGAUAUUGUGCACCGAUCAAGAAAUCCCGAAAAGUUAUUAGACUGCAGUCGAUGACAAUGGAUUAUAAUAUAGUAAUCCAAAAAAGCCAACGCAAAUUUCUAUUUCAGGGUUUCCUGUGACCCCCAUAUCUCCGCUCUGCCAACUACGUGUUCUUCAUGCAAGAUCGCAGAUUCAUUCAUAGCACUAAAAUUGGUUGUCGUUUCCACGAAUUUUCAAUUUCAACCCCAGUAAAUUCUUCUAUAUAACCACGUAAAGCAUUCCCACACUUCCCUCAGUCUACUCACCGUCUCCUUCGAAUUUCUGACACUUUUCUUCGUUGUAAAAAUGGGGUCUUUGAAGGGUAAGUUGGACGUGGAGGAGCAGAGCAGCGCCGCCUGCCGGACAGCUCACAGCUUGUCUUCCUCCAUUGUCAGGAAGAAAUCCGACCCGGAGCUUGUUUCUCGGAUCCGGUUUCGGGUCAUCCGGCGGGUUCUCGCAAAUGUUCAGCAGGUGAUUCUUGGAACCAAGCUCUGUGUGCUUUUUCCGGCCAUCCCUCUGGCCAUGGUCGCUCAGCUCUACAAUUUCAGAAGGCCAUGGAUUUUUGCACUGAGUUUGCUGGGGCUAGCACCUCUUGCUGAAAGAGUCUGCUUCUUGACAGAGCAAAUUGCAAACUUCAUUGGACCAACGGUGGGAGGGCUGCUAAAUGCAACAUGUGGGAAUGCAACAGAGCUGAUAAUAGCAUUGCUUGCUCUUCACCAGAGAAAGAUUCACGUGCUUAAAUACUCCCUCUUAGGCUCCAUCCUAUCCAACCUUCUCCUUGUUCUUGGGAGCUCUCUUUUAUGUGGAGGGUUGACCAAUAUAAAAAAGGAGCAAAGAUUUGACCGAAAACAAGCAGAUGUGAACAUGUAUAUGUUGUUGCUGGGAUUGUUGUGUCUCGUUUUGCCGCUGAUGUUUAGAUAUUCUUUUGAGCCGUCGGAUUAUACAGAUAGUUCAGUCUUGGGGCUGUCUAGAGCAGGCAGCAUUUUCAUGCUUGGGACUUAUGUUGCUUACCUCUUCUUCCAACUCAAAACUCACAAACAGCUGUUUGAUUCUUCUUCGGAGGAGGAGGAAGAUAAUGUGUCCGAAGAAGAGGGUGUGAUUGGAAUGUGGAGUGCAUUUGCUUGGUUGAUUGGUAUGACAGUCACCAUUGCAUUACUAUCUGAGUAUGUUGUUGGCACCAUUGAGGAUGCCUCAGAUACGUGGGGACUAUCAGUGAGUUUUAUCAGCUUAAUUUUGCUACCCAUAGUUGGAAAUGCAGCAGAACAUGCUGGCUCCAUCAUCUUUGCUUUCAAGAAUAAGUUGGAUAUCUCUUUGGGAGUUUCCCUUGGAUCUGCUUCUCAAAUUUUGAUGUUCGUGGUUCCAUCGUGUGUUGUAGUGGGGUGGAUAAUGGAGGUGAAAAUGGACCUUGAUUUCAGUCUUCUCGAGACCGGAUCUCUUGUUUUCUCCAUCCUUCUAACGGCAUUCACUUUGCAGGAUGGAACCUCACACUACAUGAAAGGACUGAUUCUUUGUGUGUCCUACGUGAUCAUUGCCUCUUGCUUCUUCCUUCAUAAACUCCCCAUCUAUCACAACCCAACAAGUGAUGCCACUGGAGUGAAGACCGCCUGACUGCACCCGGCCCAUUGUCUGACUUUUUUCCCUCGUUGAGUAUUAGAGAUGUUAUGCAAUUAUGCCUUUGCUGGGCCGUCUCGAAUCUAAAGCAUGUAAUAUUUUUACGUAGCACGGAGUAUGUAAAUAUAUUAUUGAAUUUCUCUGUAAUUUCCACAAUAAAAUUGUGGCAGCAAGCCAGCAACGACCAGAAUAGCGGGCUGGACGUAUAUUAGGCAAAGUAGCACGGAAACGGGAAACAGGAAACGCGAGAAACGCAAUUUCUAAAAAAUAUAGGAUACGAAACGUGGGGGAAACGCAUAAAUAUUAUAAAAUAUAAGGAUAUAUUUAUAAAUAUUUUUUAAUAUACGUACCCAAGUUUUUCCAUAUGCACAUGUUUUUUUCAUAUAAUUUGUUUAGUAACCAAAUAAUAAAAUCACUCUACAUGUUCGAAUUUAGAUAUUAUUUCAUAUUAGUACAUAAUUAAACAUAAAAUGUACGGAGUAAUACAUUUCUAGCAAUAAACAUUGUAUUACGAAAUGUAACAAGUAUUGCUGCUGAGAAAUAUCACAAAAAUUCACUAUUAAAAAAAUUAUUUUCCACCACAGAAACUUUAAAAAAGAAAAAAAAUGGAAUCCGAAGUUUCCGAAACGUAGUGAAACGGGUUUCCAAAUAUUUCUUAAUUACGGAAACGGCCCCGAAACGGGAAUUUGAAGUUUCUGAGUUUCUGAAACGCUUUCAAAUUUCCGAAACGUGGAAACGUGAGCCGUGAAGAGUUUCCCCUAAUAUUAUUAGGGGACCUAGGCCCAAAUUACUUGAAAACAAGAGUUGCUGGCUUGCUGCUACAGUGCUACUCCUGGCUAUAUACUCUGUAUGUUGUAUCUAACUAUUCUCAUGAUAUUAUAUUCUUCUUUGUCCAUAUAUAUGUACUUACUCCGUAAUCC
Molecule: messenger RNA, 2988 nt
Organism: Cuscuta epithymum
Lineage: Eukaryota; Viridiplantae; Streptophyta; Magnoliopsida; Solanales; Convolvulaceae
Source: the annotation of a GenBank genome assembly